UCGGAACCACCUCAACAACCCAGAGAGCUAUAAAGUUAAAUUAAAGAAACUCCGUGCUGGUGAUCUAGAGCAUCACUAACUCAGUUUAUUUGACAUAUUUAUGCGCCCUGGUGAAAUCAGGCGCACAACAGAAGGUAAGCGCACAUGGGCGAACAUUUGUCCGUUUGAGUCUGUGACAGGGAAAAGUGUAACCAUCGACAGAAGAAUAACGGGAAGCUGCAAUGUCCAAUUCCGCCCCCUAUCAAGGGAAGACGCGGAGGUCUUCUGGUGUGGCCCGUGGGAAGAGACCACCGGAUUUGGAGCUGUCGCAAACCACGUUUAGCGUGCCUGAACCGGGGACACCUGUGCGCAAAGACACGUUUUCUGAAAAAGACAAAAUGCCAGAGGACGGUAACACUACCACAAAUGUACCAACUGUUCACCUCCACCCGUACUUAUCUCACCCCCGGAUGUCUGUGCGGAUGUCGGUGUACAGCACCGGGGUGCGUCCAAUCCUCACCCGCGCCCACAUCCAAGGACGCGUGUAUAACUUUCUGGAAAGGCCGUCUGGCUGGAAAUGCUUCGUGUAUCACUUCUCAGUGUUUCUCAUAGUUCUGGCCUGUCUGAUCCUCAGUGUUCUGUCUACCAUCGACCAGUACCAGGCCUUGGCUCACACAACACUCUUCUGGGUGGAGAUCGUCCUUGUGGUGUUUUUCGGUGUGGAAUAUUUUGUCCGCCUCUGGUCAGCCGGCUGCCGCAGUAAAUAUGUUGGCAUCUGUGGCCGACUACGCUUUGCCAGGAAGCCAAUAUCUAUUAUAGAUCUGAUUGUAGUUGUUGCCUCAAUAGUUGUGCUGUCAGUGGGCUCCAAAGGCCAGGUCUUCGCCACCUCUGCUGUAAGAGGGAUUCGCUUCCUGCAGAUCCUGCGAAUGCUCCAUGUGGACCGGCAGGGAGGAACCUGGCGUCUCCUCGGCUCUGUCGUCUUCAUCCAUCGGCAGGAGCUGAUCACCACAUUAUACAUUGGCUUUCUGAGCCUGAUCUUCUCAUCAUACUUUGUCUACCUGGCGGAGAAAGAUGCAGUCGACAGCAGCGGCUCCACAGAGUUUGGAAACUAUGCUGAUGCCCUGUGGUGGGGAGUGGUGACAGUGACUACCAUUGGAUAUGGAGACAAAGUGCCACAGACCUGGAUUGGAAAGACCAUUGCAUCCUGUUUCUCAGUCUUUGCCAUUUCCUUCUUUGCUCUGCCUGCAGGAAUCUUAGGAUCAGGCUUCGCCCUGAAGGUGCAGCAGAAGCAAAGACAAAAACACUUCAAUCGACAGAUCCCUGCAGCUGCCUGUCUAAUUCAGACAUCAUGGAGAUGUUUUGCAGUGGAGAACUUUGAUUCUGCCACAUUCAAGAAGUUUUUGAGGAAGAGAACCAACAUCCCCGCCUCCUCUCUGUCCACCCCCAAGCCCAAGAAAUCGGUGAAGAUAAGGAGGAAGUUAAGGAGCACUGACAAGGACAGUCCAACGUCUCCCACAAUCCCGAGCAUCACCUACGACUCGGUGUUUGACAGUGGGAGGGAGCUGAGUUCAGAUGUUUACAGCACUGUGGGCACAGCAGGAUCCCACACUUUGGGAGGAUGCGAUUGCCAGCAGUCCUGGACGUCUUUGUCUUCCCUUCAGUUCACCUCUCCGCCUCCAGUGAAAAGAAACCCUGGUCUUUUGGACGUCCACUCUCCGGGCCCCCUGCAGAGGAAUUGCAGCUUUGCUGACAACCUGGAACCGGAGUCAGAGCAAGCCAAUGAGCUGGCUCCUAUCACCUCAGUGUCACAAUUGACGGAGUCACAUCGGAAAGCCAUCCGGGUGAUCCAGAGAAUGCGUUAUUUUGUGGCCAAGAGAAAUUUCCAAAAAGCUCGUAAGCCAUAUGAUGUGCGUGACGUGAUCGAGCAAUACUCCCAGGGCCACCUCAACCUCAUGGUGCGAAUCAAGGAGCUACAAAGAAGACUGGACCAAUCUAUAGGGAAGAUAACUUUGUUCCAGUCAGGCUCCGACCGAGCGAAAGACAAAGGCACCAACACUAUCGGAUCCAGACUCAACCGGCUGGAGGACAAGAUGACGCACAUGGACCAGACGCUAAGCCGCAUCGCAGAGUCCCUCGCCCUUCUGCUAAACCAGAGGAACGUCGGUGAGGGUGAAGGUGUAGGCGGGCCGAAGCCGCGGCCUGGACGCACCUUCAAUGUCCUCCCCACCCAGGACAGCCUGCCAAGCUACGACCAGCUGUCUUCAUCACCUUCGCCCUUCUCUUCCAACACCGCCAGCACCACAGCCUGCCCCAACCCGCCCCUCGGAAGCACUGCCAGUCAGGAUGAGAGCAGCUGAAACCUGGAACCAAACAGCCUCAAAGUGAUUCUCUUUUUAGUAGAAUUUAUAACAUGUCAAAUGCAGUUUUUACUCUGUCUGUCAACCUGCCCGCUCACUGGUCAAAAUAGAUUUGGAUGAAGACCUAUUUCUGACUUUUCUAGAUCUUUUUUUUGUUAAAGUGAUUACUGUUUAAAGGAAUACUUCACCCUCAAAAUGACCAUUUGUUUGUUUAUUGCUCACCGAGUGCUGCCUUGGAUUCAUGAGACAAUCAAGACUCGUUCCAGAUAGAGUCGGUCUAGACUGCACUCUAUAAUUUACAAAGACCUAACAAUUCUAGUAAUUCCUCCAAGAGUAAGCAUUUAGUGGCGAGGAAAAACUCCUUUUUGAGAGAAACUUCGGACAGACCCAGGCUCUUGGUAGGCAGUGUCUAACGGGCCGGUUGGGGGUGUGAUGAACAGUGACAGUAACAGUCAAAAUAAAGAUAAUGGAACUAUGACUACAAUAGUAGUUUAAGCUAAAAUAUUACUACAACACUUCUGCAUAAACAGUCUCCCUCUUCUGCAGGCACACUACUUGUCCAGAGUUACAGUCGUGCACCUGCUCAAGCUUCUCGGGCGAGUAGCAGAGGUGUACUGUAUAGAAAUGUCAUCUUAGCUGUUGACUCUUGAGGAAUUCAUGUGGUCGGGUUGGGUAAAUACACAACACAGAUAUACAUGAAAGCUAGGAUCAUACACAUUUUACAUAAGUUUUUUUUGUCUUCUUUUUUAUAGAAACUAAUGCAAAAGGCCAAAAAAUCUGAAAAAGCUUAGUCUGUUGGUAAGAGAUGUGUUAUUCCCUUGCAUUGGUUGAAGAGCGGCUAAAGGCAGAUGGCAAGGAUUUUUAGUUAUCAGCUUUAAAAUGCAUAAAAUGAAGGCCUUAUAUAGUGGCUUGCAUAAGU
This is a messenger RNA of Etheostoma cragini (Arkansas darter), 3255 nucleotides long. RefSeq names its product potassium voltage-gated channel, KQT-like subfamily, member 1.1 (gene kcnq1.1). The transcript is spliced from 18 exons. Bases 222 to 2336 code for a protein of 704 amino acids. Gene Ontology annotation, biological process: potassium ion transport; transmembrane transport. Gene Ontology annotation, molecular function: voltage-gated potassium channel activity. NCBI's taxonomy places the organism in Eukaryota, Metazoa, Chordata, Actinopteri, Perciformes, Percidae. Gene Ontology annotation, cellular component: voltage-gated potassium channel complex; membrane. The record is from RefSeq and is a predicted model, not a curated record.